GCCCUCCACCACGGAGAUCCCAGCUGUCAGCUGCCUCCAGAGAAGAUGCAGCAGCGGGGCAGCCCUGGCGUGGGUGCGCGUGUGGCCACAGCCCUGGGAAUGCUGUGCUUCUGCUUUACAGGCGCAGUUGAGGUCCAGGUGCCUGAAGAGCCGGUGGUGGCCCUGGUGGGCACAGAUGCCACCCUGCGCUGCUCCUUCUCGCCCGAGCCCGACUUCAGCCUGGCGCAGCUCAACCUCAUCUGGCAGCUGACAGACACCAAACAGCUGGUGCACAGCUUCGCUGAGGGCCGCGACCAGGGCAGCGCCUAUGCCAACCGCACCACGCUCUUCCCAGACCUGCUGGCCAAGGGCAAUGCGUCCCUGAGGCUACAGGGCGUGCGCGUGGCGGAUGAGGGCAGCUUCACCUGCUUCGUGAGCAUCCGGGACUUCAGCAGUGCUGCGGUCAACCUGCAGGUGGCAGCCCCCUACUCGAAGCCCAGUAUGACUCUGGAGCCCAACAAGGACCUGCGGCCUGGAGACAUGGUGACCAUCACGUGCUCCAGCUACCAGGGCUACCCUGAGGCCAAGGUGUUGUGGCAGGACGCGCAGGGGGCGUCCUUGGCCAGCAACGUGGUCACGUCGCAGAUGGCCAACGAGCAGGGCCUGUUCGAUGUGCGCAGCGUGCUGAGGGCGGAGCUGGGCGCCUACGGCACCUACAGCUGCCUGGUGCGGAACCCGGUGCUGCAGCAGGACGCCCACGGCUCCGUGACCAUCACAGGGCCGCCCAUGAUAUUCCCCCCCGAGGCCCUGUGGGUGACUGUGGGGCUCUCCGUCUGUCUUGUCGCACUGCUGGUGGCCCUGGCCUUUGUGUGCUGGAGGAAGAUCAAGCAGAGCUGUGAGGAGGAGAAUGCAGGAGCUGAGGACCAGGAUGAAGAAGGGUCCAAGACAGCCCUGCGGCCCCUGAAACACUCGGAAAACAAAGACGAUGACGGACCAGAAAUCGCUUGACCGUGAGGACCAGGAAGCUGCUGCCCUAUGAGAGGCCUGCCCCUCGUCCUGUCCCGAGCCCCCAGUGCGCGCCCAGCCCUGGGAGCUCCCCUGUCCACCAACAGAGGGGUCCCACUCUGGCAGCUUCACCCCAUUUCCACAGGACAUGAUACAAAAGCGACCCCUGUUUCCACCCCUAUUUCUCCAAUGGACGUGGUUCUCAAGGGCCCUGAUGCCUUAUCCCUCUGGCGACAUGACACACAGACCAUUGCUGCCUUACUUCGUAUGGGCACCAUGACGCAGCAGCCUGCCACCUUCUUUGUCCAACCAAGAUGCUACCUGGGCCAUCUGGCUCCCUGUGCUCUCCAAAGGACACGCCAGUCAGUGGGGUGCUUUGCCUUGUUUCUCCAAAGACGUGUGUGGUCUGAGUCACCCUGUCCCUCUCAGCCUGCCCUCCCUGCCCUCCCCUUGCACCAUCUCUCGCUCCGACCUGCUCUUUGAGUCUGCGCACGGUUUCUUCCCGCCUCUUUCCUCUCCUCCCCAAUGGGCCUCUUUCCUCCUCUAAGGACCUGGAGACAGGUGUGCAGAGACACGCAGGUACCCGUGCUGGAACACAGAUGCGCCCCACCACCACCCCCGCCCCACAGCUGGGGAGCCCGGGCUGGGCCCGGUGAGCACCCUCUCCCCAGGAAGCAGGUCCAGCUUACACUGGUUCUCUGGAGCGCAUGAUGGAUCCUGGGGAGGGUCAGCUUCUGUCCCUCUAUCUGGCCAGCCGGUGGGCCUCAAAACAGCAUUGGUACCGUUCCUUUCCUGCCCACAUUCGAUUCCUCUGUCUUGAGCACCACGGCCUGGCAGCGCUGUGCGGGUGCUGGGUCCCCGAGAGAGAAGUGGGGAGCCCCACCCGCCAGGAGCUGGCCGCUGGCUGGAGACUCACAAGGAAACUGGCCAGGAGCUGAGCGCCCGCCUGGGGGACAGUCGGUGGGCGGGCGGUCAGUGACCCGUGGCACCCACCCCGGCUCCCUUCUGAGCCCGGUCCUGUAACCACAGCUUCUAGAUACCUCACCCCAGACCCCAGGGCCACCCCACUGACUGGAGCUGAGGUGCGGGACACACAGGUACCCCCCUCCCAUCCUACCAAGGUGCUAUUCUGGGGUGGGGCCAGCACCUGGCUUGCCUCCGGACAGCCUCCUGUUGAGAACAACUUAUGAUCUGAUGCCAUCCAUGCCAUGUCCCUCUCGGCAAUGGGGGACCUGGAGCUUUUUAAUUUAAAUGUGGGACUUCGAGGAUGGGUGGUGGUGGUGGUAAUAAAAGCCUUGAUACAAA
Molecule: messenger RNA, 2289 nt
Organism: Echinops telfairi (small Madagascar hedgehog)
Lineage: Eukaryota; Metazoa; Chordata; Mammalia; Afrosoricida; Tenrecidae
Gene: CD276
Product: CD276 molecule
Exons: 7
Coding region: 46-987 (313 amino acids)
Source: RefSeq, a predicted model, not a curated record